Molecule: messenger RNA, 444 nt
Organism: Chenopodium quinoa (quinoa)
Lineage: Eukaryota; Viridiplantae; Streptophyta; Magnoliopsida; Caryophyllales; Amaranthaceae
Product: putative cysteine-rich receptor-like protein kinase 35
Exons: 3
Coding region: 1-444 (147 amino acids)
Source: RefSeq, a predicted model, not a curated record
AUGCCGGAAAUGUUGAUGCAAAGCUUUGGUGUACUCGUCCUAGAGAUAGUAAGCGGACAAAGGACUACUUCAUUUUUAAACGAUGAGGAGAAUGUAGAAAACCUCUUAAGCUUUGCUUGGAGAAAUUGGACUGACGGCAAUGCUUGGAAUCUGGUAGAUCCUGUAAUACCACCCGGUUCUAGUACCGAGAUAUUGAGAUGCAUCCACAUCGGUUUGUUGUGUGUCCAAGACAACCCUGUAGACAGGGCAACGAUGUCUGCAGUCGAUCUGAUGUUGAGUAGUGAUUCUGUUACACUUCAAGUACCGGCACACCCUGCAUUUUAUACCGAGAGACAAAAUCUACCCAAUAUGCUCUUGGAGUGGAGCACAACGGCUAAGUCGAGUAUAAGAUCAGAUAAAGGUUCAAUCAAUAAUGUUUCAAUAACAGAGUUGCACCCUAGGUGA